Molecule: messenger RNA, 450 nt
Organism: Malassezia globosa CBS 7966
Lineage: Eukaryota; Fungi; Basidiomycota; Malasseziomycetes; Malasseziales; Malasseziaceae
Exons: 2
Coding region: 1-450 (149 amino acids)
Biological process (GO): mitochondrial translation
Cellular component (GO): ribosome; mitochondrial small ribosomal subunit
Molecular function (GO): structural constituent of ribosome
Source: RefSeq, a predicted model, not a curated record
AUGGUCGUGCGUCUGCGCCUGGCACGGCAUGGCACGAGAAACAAUCCAUUCUAUCAUGUGGUAGCGAUUCAAAACACAAAAGCUCGCGAUGCUAGACCUAUCGAAAAGCUCGGCGAGUACGAUCCUGUCCCGCGCCCUCUGCGAAGUGUCUUACCCAACCCGGUACGCCAACGCUUGCAGGACCGUCCCGGUUACAAUGGCCAAGUGAUCACGCCGGGUAUCAGUACGCAGCCUCGACUGGAAAAACGCCUUGAAUGGAAUGAGGAUCGAAUCAGGUAUUGGCUUAAUACUGGCGCACAACCUAGUAAGCCAGUUGCUCGUCUUCUUGACAGGGCUGGACUGAUCCCCCCCGAAAAGCGAGCUAUGUACAAGGGUCUAUUUCACCCGCCGCAGCCGACUGUUGGAAAUGAUUUGGAAGGUUCGACGCAGGAACACCGCGGGAGCACAUGA